CGGAGGAGAUUUCUCGCUCUCUUCCAGGGUCUCUUUCUUUCUCUCGCUUCGAGUUUCAUUUUUUAACGGUUUGUUCCAUGAGCAUAUGAGGCCAUGAAGCGAGCAACGAAGGGGAAAGGCCAGGAGAAUGUGGGCAGCUCUCUGCUUAGUCCACAGGAAAAUGAGAGGCUGGAGCAUCUGCUGGGCAGGAGGUGUGUGUCUCUGUCCUCAGCGGUUGUGCAAUUGCUUAUGGCUCUUCCGAGUGAGCCGAACCGCUGGACACCACAGCAGUCUGGAGUAGUUUGUUUCGUCAAAGACAGUCCACAGCGCUCCUUUUUCAUCCGUCUCUAUGACAUCAAGGCAGGGAAUCUGGUGUGGGAACAGGAAAUCUAUAACCAACUGAUGUACCGAAGGACCAAGCCUUUCUUUCACACUUUCCCUGGAGACAUUGCAUCUUCAAUCACAGGCUCUGGUACUCCUACCUCUUCUGCCAUGCCUCCACUGGUACUAAGUAAUAGCCAGAACCAAAUGACCCCUUCCAAAUCAAAGAAAGACAAGAAAGAGAAAGACAAGAAAAGUAAGAAGAAAGGAUCUAAACUGCUGAAAGGGGCUAUUGGAGCACCCAGUGGAUUCACGCAUGUCAGUCACCUUGGGAUGGGUCCCAACAAUUUGGACCCGGAACUUAUGAAAGUUCUGUCCUGCGCUGGGAUCAGUGAAGCAGAUAUGAACGAUUCGGAAACCUCUCAGCUCAUCUAUGAUGUCAUUGAGCGUUCAGGUGGAAUUGAGGCUGUUAAAAAGGCUGUGAACCCGCAGGAGUCUACUCGCCCUCCUGUUCCCAGUGGACAUCGGGGUUCUCUUCCCCAAGUGCCAUCUGGGUUCUCCUCAGAGCCGCCGCCAAUACCUCAAGGUCGAAUGGGGCCUCUACCGCCUGUCCCCGGUCAGUCCUCUGGCCCACCUUCUCAUCGAGGUUCCCUUCCACCAACACCUCCAAGAGCAGCUGCAUCACCACAAACCCCUGAGGGCUGCGGCGGUCCUCUGCCAGCCCGAUCUACAUCAUUAGGAGCCCUGCCACCAGUUCCUGCCGGAGGGCGUACUGGGCCCUUGCCUCAACCUCCAGGAUCCCGCAGUGGACCCUUACCACCUCCACCUGGAGGUCGGAGUGGAGGUUUGCCCACACCACCACUUCCAGGAGAACGUAAGGGGUCUUUAAUGCCCGUUCCAGGAAAGAGACCUGGACCACAAAUGACCGAAAGACGAGGUAGCUUUCUGCCGCCCCAACCUGCUGAGGCAGCUCCACCACCACUACCACCGGGUGUGAGGAGCGCACCCUUACCCCCGCCUCUAAGAGACAAUAGUGGAUAUUUGCCACCUCCACCGCAAUCUGAUACGCCAUUACCUCUUCCCCCAUCUGAUUUCUUCCCUCCUCCAGCCUGUCAAUCAUUUCCUCCUCCUCCACCUGAAGACUUUGUUAAUUCUGUGCCUCCACCUCAUCCUUUUGAAUCCAACUUUCCUCCACGAAGCAAAUCCUCGGGCUUCGCCCCUCCACUCCCUCCAGUCUCAGCCAAACCCAGUGCAGGCGGUCCUCCUCCUCCUCCGCCACCUCCACCUCCCGCUGCUCCUCCUCCAAUGAACUUUGGAAGCAACCCCUCACCUCCAAAUGGUCCACCACCUCCAGCAUCCAGCAGUGGGGAAGGGGGUAGAGGGGCAUUACUUACCCAGAUUCAAUCAGGGAUGAAGCUCAAAAAGGUGACCACCAACCCAGAUCCACCUCCACCUGCCCUGGAUACAGGAGAGGGAAUAGUAGGAGCUCUCAUGAUGGUGAUGCAGAAGAGGAGUAAAGUCAUCCAUUCAUCUGAAGAGGAUGAUGAAUUUGAUGAUGACGAGGAUGACGAUGAAGAGUGGGAUUAAUCCUGGUGUAACUGAAAUACUUUAAAUAUUAUGUACCUAGGCAGUUUUGGAAGGGGGAUGCACUGAUAUUCUGGCCAAUUCAGAAAAUGUGGAUAAAUGGCUGAUAUUAAAAUUCUAUUCUAUUAUUCCUAAACAAAUUAAAUCAACAACACUGAAAUCAUUUGUUUGAAAUGCUACAGGUGAUUUUAGGUGCCACAUUUUAUUAUACA
Sinocyclocheilus anshuiensis is the source of this 2096-nucleotide messenger RNA. Its product is annotated as neural Wiskott-Aldrich syndrome protein-like. Gene Ontology annotation, biological process: actin filament organization. The record is from RefSeq and is a predicted model, not a curated record. The transcript is spliced from 8 exons. Bases 94 to 1887 code for a protein of 597 amino acids. Gene Ontology annotation, molecular function: actin binding. Lineage: Eukaryota; Metazoa; Chordata; Actinopteri; Cypriniformes; Cyprinidae.